GUGAGAUCAGAUGUGUGUGUGUGUGUGUGGAGGAAAAAUUUACUCUUUAAUAAUUCUGUCACCACAAACACACACGACAGUGAACACACAGUGAAGACUGUCUGUGCCCCCUGGUGCUGUAUAGGGCAGGACGCUGGCGCUGUGUGUGUGUGGUUGAUGUUGAGGUGAUGUUGAGGAGACGGUACCGGCGUGGGCGUCUCAGCGCUAACAUGUUUGGAUGUUUGGCGUGGACGGAAGAUAGCCGCGGUACCUUGUGUGGUCAUGUGACUGAGGGGGGCGACUGUGAGGACAGGCUGUUCUGAUCUUCAUUCUCUCUCUGUACAGGUGAACCAGGUCCAACCGUCCUCUCACCGUCCUGAGACUCAGCGUCCUGCUCACAGGUGUUACUCUGAGGUUUUCUCUGCCGGGUUCUUCUGCCCAUCCACUGUUUGCUCGGACUGGUUUCUCAGGGCAGGACCAGCCCUCCCAACACACAAAUCCACCUGCUGUCAUCACCUGGAACCCCUCAGUAUCCAGUAAGACGCGACCUCUUCUUCUCCUCCUCCGGUUCUGAUGGCGGACGGUCGGCAGCCUGAGGACAGCACCCACCAGUGGGCGUCGCCAGGAGACCAGGACUCGCCCAGUCCCGUCGGAGAGAACGGCUUUUCCUACAGGAUGUGCCAGCCUGGCGCCGCCCACGCCACCUCCACCGGCUCCUUCGCCAAAGAAAACGGUUUUAACGGAGAUCUGGCGUCGGCUCACGGGGUCACGGCAGAACAAGUGUCGGCGAGGAUCGUACAGGAAGUCACAGCCGAGGCGGUCGCCGUGCUGAAGGGGGAGCAGGAGCUUCAUCCAGAUACUGCAGUUCGACUGGCAUCAGUGGAAGACUCAACGAAUUUACCCCCGUCCCCGCCGCCCUCGCCUGCAGCUGAGCCCUUCAGCCCUCUGGAGCAGGAUGUAGGGGAUGAGGAGGAGGCUGGGCCUCUCUGUCGCUUCCAAAAUUCUCGGGAGAGGUGCAAGUUCCUCGCCCCCUCCAUCUCGGUUUCAGUGCCCGAGGAUGAGCCCUACUACUCUGACGAGGAGUACUAUGACCACCCCUUAUUCAGCCCUGAGUGGACACUCUCGGGCUCGCGCCCUUCACGGCAGGCCGCUGCCUUUAGCCAGAUCGAAGAAGAAGAGACUAUAGGGGCUCUGUCGGCAGUGGAGGAGGAUGAGUACGCUGCAGCAGCCUCAGCUUUAGAGGAAGAGGAAGAGGAGGAAGAGCAGGACCAGUCGAGUGAGGAAGAGCCUGAGCAGGAAGCUUUAGAUCAGGCUGAGCUGGUAGGAGAGUCCCAGGCUUUGUCCAGCCUGCAGGCCGUGCACCCUGGAGCUCCUAACGGGAGCGCCGAGGAUGCAGGGAGGGACGAGAGCCCUGAGAAAGCUCUGAAGAUGGAAGAAGAAAAGCCAUACGGGGAAAGGACGGCGCCCGUCGGCAUGGACUUCUCUCGCCCGGAGGUGCUCCAUGACGAUCUCCCCUCCUAUCAGAGUGUCGUUCCUGAGAAAGAAACAUCGCCCUUAUCGUCACCGGAUCCACGUGACACGGAGGCGUUCACCGUUUCCCACAAGGACCAAAGCUGUGCUAAACAUCUGACUGAAGCUCUCGCCGAGAAGCAAAGCCCAGAUCCUUUCGAUGCACUUUCUUCAGACUCUUUUAAGUCUCAAAUAUGUGAAAUGGAGUCUUUGAUUACUGGAGGAGAGCAGAUAGACCAUCCAGCUAGUGCCAAAACUUCAGAAGUGCCUGGAAAUGAGUCCAUCAGCUUAGAUAAAAAAGAACAAUCGAAUACGGACAAGUCUGGAAUGUCUGCAUAUUUUGAAACUACAACCCUUAAUCCAGAAGAGGCAGGAGUCCAAGGUGAAGGGUAUUAUGAGCUUAGUGCACCUUCACAUGAGACUGAAUCUGCCCCGGUUAUGUCCUCAGUUCCAGAAAUUAGCUAUAGCACCCUGGCUCAGAUUCAUUCUGUGGAUGAAAAGACAGAAGAUCUGAAGGGCAUCACAGAGCAACAAACGGUUCAACCACUGUCUGAGAAAAGAGACGAUUGCAGACUCUCUCCUGGGAAGCUGGCCUUGGAGCAAAGAAGUUACUCCCUAAACAUCACCAUUGGGGCUGUGGAUCAAAGUGGCAGCCAAGGACAGGCCAAAAACCUCUCCCCAUUAGCAACGGACAUCAUGUCUUACACCAGUGGAAGUCUGGACGAUUCAGCUGGAUACCUUCCAGUCACAACUCCGCCGGCUGAGAAGCUGCCAUCUUUCCCACCGCUGAUCCUCGAGACGUCCGCGUCCGUCACCACACCGUCGACCUCUCCUCCCAAUGAGACAGCAGAUGACGUCAAAUCUCCGAUUGCACAACCUGAAUCCCCAGAGUCUCCCUUCCCAGCUAAGUUUAACUAUAGGAAUGGCGCCCCAAUGACGCAGGACCUGCCAGAAAUGCUGGACCUGGCAGGUGCCCGAACGAGGCUGACAUCUGAAAACACAGACUCUGAGAUCUUAAGAAGGAAGUCAGUGCCCGCUGACAUGCCCGCUCUCGUGAGUGACUCUUUAGCUCAUUUGUUGCAGGGCGACAGGUCUCCUCGAGUCGCUAAAAGUGAGGGUCAGCUGGAGGAGCAGGGAUACUGUGUCUUCAGCGAGUACUCUGGUCCCAUGCCAUCUCCUGCAGAUGUACUCAGUCCACUAGAAUCUCCACCAACACAGAUCUUCAACAGAAUGAUAUCAGAGGAGAAAGAGACAAGUCCACCUGCUGGAGGACUGGAGAGUCUACCAACCUCCAAGGACCUAAAGGAAGACACUGAGCCAGGAGUAAAGGAACAAAAGGAUACGAGUAAAGAACCAUGCAUGGAAGAUUUCCCUGAGAUCUCUGAGACAGAGCAGCCCAGUAAACAAGCUGAGACCUUCAUCACUCCGACCGUGACCGUUACUUUGGAAGGAGCAAAGUCUUAUCUAGACGCAGAGGCCAAACUUUCAGCUGAGCAAGAGGCUGAAAUAGCUGAUUAUGAGAGGCAAAUCCGCAAGCUGGAAAUGGAAGACAGGCCUUUGAGUGUGGAAGAGGAGCGUGAGCUCCAGGAGCUUCGAGAGAAAGUAAAGAACAAGCCAGAUUUGGUCCACCAAGAGGCCUAUGAAGAGGUUGAUGCUGAGGAUGUGUACCAGCUCACCGGGGUUGCCAAGGACAGGAUUGCUAGACCCAUAAGACCAUCCCCAGCCUCAUCAGUGGAGAGUGCUACCGAUGAGGACAGGGGUUCUGCUGACCAGGAGAAAGCAAAACCAGCAGAGGAGAAAGAUGGUCUAGUGGAGGAGCCUGUGAAAUCUAUCAAGGAGGACGAACCUGUGGAGGUUCCUGUUAGGGAGGUGGAGACUGCAGUCGAAGAGAAAACACGGUUAGAUUCUGCACUUCCAGAGGAGUCAGUUUCUUCUAAUGUGGUGGCUCAGAGUUCAGAAGAAGAAAUAGAAGUAGCUGAGGAGCCUGAAGAGUUCAUUCAGGAAACUAAAGAAGAGAAGCAUGUAGACGUGCCAGACGUGCUGGAGAUGCACAAGAACAUUGAAGUAGAAAAUGUUGAAAGAGAGACAUAUGAACCAUCUGAGCCUGAAACCAAAGAAGAGAAGAUCGAAGAGCCAGAGCUGGUUACUGAGAAUGAUAAAGGUCCUGAAAUUAAGAAAUAUGAGGAACCAGAAGUUGUUGAAAAAAGUAAAGAACCCCAAGGUGUUAAGAAACUUGAAGAACCUGAAGUUGUUGAGGAAUUGAAAGAACCUGAACUUGUUAAAAAAAGUGAAGAACCUAAAGUUGUUGAGAAAUUUGAAGAACCUAAAGUUGUUGAGAAAUUUGAAGAACCUGAAUUUGUUAAGAACUCUGAAGAACCUGAAGCUAUUAAAAAAGGUGAAGCUCCUUUAGAUUUAGAAGAAGUUGAAGAACCUGAAGUUGUUAAAAUAGUUGAAGAACCUGAAGUAGUUGAAGAAGUUAAAGAACCUAAAGAAGUUGAAGAAGUUAAAGAACCUGAAGAAGUUGAAGAAGUUAAGGAACCUGAUGUUGACGAGAAAGAUGAAACCAAAAACCACGAGGUGAUGGAAGGAGCAGGAGCAGCGGUGGAAGAACCCGGAGAGACACGAGCUGCCAUCGAAUCUGUUGUCACGGUGGAAGACGACUUUAUCACGGUGGUCCAGACGAUUGAUGAACGAGAAGGACCUGGUCACAGCGUACGAUUUUCUACUCCCCCUGAAGAAGAACCACAUCAACUGCUUGAGGAUGAAGAAGAGGAGGAAGAUUCAAUAGAAAUGGCUCAGGAAGCAGACAUGGAACCGGCAAGCCUAAAGGAAGUCCAGGAUGUUCCAGAAGACGUGCAGGCUCAAGAACGACCUUCUGAAGAAGUGCCAGAGAGCGAGGUGCCCACCGAGAGCUACGAUGACUUCAAGGAUGAAACCACCAUUGACGACUCCAUUUUGGACAGUUCCUGGGUGGACACUCAAGAUGAUGAUAAGAGUUUGGCUACAGAGAAGAUCGAACCUCUUCCCAGAACAAUGAGUCCUGCUAAAAAACCUUCUGAGAAACCAGUUAAACCAAGGGCUAAAGAUGGCAGAGCCAAGGGUCGCGUCUCCACUCCAGAACGUAAACCCGUGAGGAAAGACACGGUGCAGAUCCACAAGGAGGAGAUGAAGAAGAAAAAAGCCGUGAUUAAGAAGGUGGACAUGACUAAAGCAGCAGAGACCCCGAGUCGCUCUCCCUCCCGCCGGAGCGCUUUGAAGGGGGCGGUGAGGCACCCCAGAGCCGCUCAGCAUCACGCCGGAGCUAAACGGAAACCUACAGUGUCGGCGGAUGGACGGCUGCCCUUCAGCUCAGUGCGACACUCCAGAGACCGAGCGUCUUUCCCCAGUCCAACAUCUCCAUCAAAGAUCCCCACCUGUAAAUCAAGGGUGUCGGCUGCUCCCUCGCCCCACCUGAACUCUACCUGCACCUCCUCCAGCUCAUGUGUGACGGACCAUGAUCCCUCAUUAUCAGUUCCUCAGGAUCAGGUCCUCUCCAAUCAUUUAGAGAAGGACGGUGGAUCCCGGAGUCCAGAGAAGAGAUCGUCUUUACCUCGACCGACCUCCAUCCUCACACGCCGCUCCUACACCACCGACCACGAGGAGACGUCCACCUCCAUCACCAGCUCCGGCUCCACCGCACCACGCCGACCCACCUCGUUCCACACCGGAGUCCGAGCCGAACACAGGACGGGACGAUCGGCCAGUAUGACAGGCACCGAGUCCCGCUCCCGCUCCGCUCGCUCGGGCACCUCCACGCCACGCACCCCUGGUUCCUCCGCCAUCACCCCCGGGACUCCGCCCAGCACAUCGUGUCGCACCCCGGGUACCCCCCGUACCCCGGGCACCCCCAAAUCGCUCAGCCUGCUCUCCCAGGAGAAGAAGGUGGCAGUGAUCCGCACCCCCCCGAAAUCACCCGCCACCACGUCCAAGCAGCUGCGCGUCAUCAACCAGCCCAUGCCCGACCUGAAGAACGUCAAAUCCAAAAUCGGCUCCAUCGACAACAUCAAGUACCAGCCUAAAGGAGGACAGGUUUUAAUUUUACAGGUACAGAUUCAGUCGAAGAAGCUCGAUCUGAGUCAUGUGACCUCCAAGUGUGGAUCACUGGACAACAUCCACCACAAACCAGGUGGCGGUAACGUGCGUAUCGAGAGCGUGAGGCUGGAUUUUAAGGAUAAAGCUCAGGCUAAGAUCGGAUCUCUGGAUAACGCUCAUCACAUUCCUGGUGGAGGCCAAGUGAUGACCGCACCUACGGGUACACAGCGGAAGAUCGAGAGCCACAAGCUGAUGUUCCGUGAGACGGCGAAGGCCCGGGUGGACCACGGCGCCGAGAUCGUGUCCCAGUCUCCGCCCCUGUCUCCUCACGGUCACAGUCACAUGUCCUCGUCAGGCAGCAUCAACCUCCUGGAGUCGCCUCAGCUGGCCACGCUGGCCGAAGACGUCACGGCCGCCCUGGCCAAGCAGGGACUCUAAACGUGCUGUCGACCCUCCGUACCGCCGGCUACGUCCACCCGCCGGCUCCCACCGCCCCGAUAUAUACGCGCAGCAUCCCUGUAGUGGCGUUGUAGUAGUGGCGCACGACCCUCCGAACGUUUAGGGACGACGAACCUUCCCUCUCAUCUCACCCGCAUCACACCCGAUACCUGAUGAUGGACUGAGAGCGGCGCCCGACCCCGGGACGCGGGGGAACCCAUCCCGGAUCGUCCCAUCGAUUUUUACUCCUAUUUUCUGUUGGUUUUACUCUACAUUCCCGUCCCGUAGCUGUAGGUCUCAGUGCUUUUACUCUCCUGUGUGUCGUGUUGGGUUUUUUACAGCGCUGUACAGAUACCACGCUGAUCUCAGAUCAGGUUUAGGAAUAGGACUGUGGGCAUCUCGUCACCCCUCAGUGCAUGAAGUUACAACCCUGCAUUUCAGUAAUAAUAAUAAUAAUAAUAAUAAAAUAAUAAAAACAGCUUAAACUCGCUCACCUGAUCAACAGAAUAAUAAAGCGUGUACAAUAAAACAUGUAUUAUUACCUGAAAUAUUUCUUAACAGCAUCUCCUGAUAAAAAAAUAAAAUAAUAAACGAGCUCUCGUUGAGUAACGUAUAUAACGUAUAUAACGUAUAUAACGUAUAUAACUGUAAACGGAGGAGAAGAAAAUAACGGUGAUGCGCAUGUGAGUCUAACACGGGAAUAAAAUCUUUUCUAUUUAAAUAAAACUGAUUUUAAUAAGUUA
This is a messenger RNA of Trichomycterus rosablanca, 6740 nucleotides long. It is a transcript of the gene map2, whose product is annotated as microtubule-associated protein 2. NCBI's taxonomy places the organism in Eukaryota, Metazoa, Chordata, Actinopteri, Siluriformes, Trichomycteridae. Gene Ontology annotation, cellular component: neuron projection. The record is from RefSeq and is a predicted model, not a curated record. Gene Ontology annotation, biological process: microtubule cytoskeleton organization; neuron projection development. The transcript has 19 exons. Gene Ontology annotation, molecular function: microtubule binding. Bases 553 to 5997 code for a protein of 1814 amino acids.